AUGCAAAAACUUGAACUUGAACUUGACCGCGUGACUCAGGAACGUCAGAGCCCGAGACUGGCCCAGUCACAGCUGAGAGAAGCCCUUGAAGAGAGUCGGGACCAAGUGGGUGUGCAUGGGGGUCCCAGGCUGAGAGGGGUCAGCCUCGCCUCUGACCACCUGCAUGGGACUCAUCUGGCCAAGGGUGUCACGGGGCUGGCUGAGGUCACACGGCUGGGGGGGCGCCCUCCAGGCCCAGGACUCAGUCAGGCCCCGUCCACGGUCAGGUGGAACACGUGUGAACCGUGUGAAGAGCUGUGCCUGUUUGCUCCCGAGGGCAGGAGUCCAUACAGCUCCUCUGGGUGUGCCCUCUGCAGGUUGAGGGGCCAGGGAGCACAGCAGGUGGCCUCCGAGGCUCAGGCCGUGGGCGGUGCAGCCCCCGAAGUGACCAGCUCCUGGCCCCCAGCGGAGCCCAGGUGUCACACGCCUGUGGCUCUGUAUGGAGCCACCCAAAGGCUGUGGCUGGCCCGGUCCCAGCACGCCCAGCGGGUGUGGCAGCGGCAGGAGGAGAUGGCACAGCGUGUGCCCGCACGCCGCGUGGCCGAGGAAGCACAUGAAAAACAGCUGAAAGCAACAGAAGAGCAGGUGGAGGAGGUGGAGAUGAUUUUGAAGAACAUGGAAGUGCUCCUCCAAGAGAAAGUGGGUGAGCUGAAGGAACAGGAGCCUGGUUCUCCCAGCGUGUUCUCUGCUCCCUUGACAGGCACCCCUUCCGAGUUCUCUGCUCCCAGCCGCCCGCCCACCUCGGGGCCCGUCUCAUUCUUCAGCGCGGCCCUUGGUUCCCCAGACUGGUCUGAAUGCGUGUGGAGGAAUAUGAAGGGAGAGCUGGUGGCGUGGCGUUGCGUGCCUGAAUUAGACGUGCAGUACACUGUGGCUUUCGCCCCUCUCCAGUUUGAAAAGAACACACAGUCAGAUCUGCUGCUUAAGGAGCUCUUUGUGGAAAAUGCCCACCUGACAAAAGCAUUUCAAGUCACUGAAGAGAAGCAACGAGGCACCAAGAAAAAAAUCCCGAUUCUUGGAAGGAAAAG
This is a messenger RNA of Rangifer tarandus platyrhynchus (Svalbard reindeer), 1064 nucleotides long. The record is from the annotation of a GenBank genome assembly. Lineage: Eukaryota; Metazoa; Chordata; Mammalia; Artiodactyla; Cervidae.